UCAAUGGCCAGUCUCUGUUCGAAGGUCUCUAGCUGUCGACGCGACUCCACCAAUUACUCCUCAUGUCAGUGUGUCAUGCACGAGGCAGCAGUGGCAACCGUCGAAAGGGAAACACCGCGUACGUCCACGGUGUAUGAACAUCGUCGUUUGUCAAUGUUUUAAGAUGGCGGACGCAAACGAGAAAUUGUUGGCGGAACUCUUGAAAAAACCUGGGAAUAACGUGUGUGCGGAUUGUGGGGCCAAGAAUCCGGAAUGGGCGUCUUACAACAUAGGUAUAUUCGUCUGCAAAAGAUGCGCUGGUGUGCACAGAUCUAUGGGAGCGCAUAUAUCAAAGGUGAAACAUUUGAAGCUAGACCGGUGGGAGGAUUCUCAGGUGAAUAGGAUGCGCGAAGUCGGUAACGCCGCGGCGAGGCUGCACUAUGAGGAACGUGUACCUUCGUGCUAUCGUAAACCAAGCCCAGAUGCCCCGCAAGUUUUAGUCGAACAGUGGAUAAGAGCCAAAUAUGAGAGGGAGGAGUUUUGUCACCCUGAAAGACAGAAUCACUAUGUGUCAGGUUUUAUGGAAGGAUUCCUGAUGAAGCGCGGCAAGGAGGACUCACGUUACCAUCCGCGAAAAUUCGUACUCUGCGAGGCGGAGGACACUCUCAAGUAUCACGUUAAAGAGAACAAAGAACCUAAAGCCGUCUUGAGGAUAUCAGAGUUAAAUGUGGCGUUCGUACCGACCAAAACCGGCAAUCAGAACAGCCUUCAGUUGUCCUUUAUGAAAGACGGCACCACGAGACAUAUCUACGUUUAUCACGAGGAUCCGGAAGUGAUCACAAAUUGGUAUCUCGCGAUCAGAUGCGCAAAGUUGCAUCGUUUGCAAGUGGCGUACCCGGGCGCGAGUGAGAACGAGUUGCUGUCACAACUAACGAGGGAUUUUCCGCGCGAGGGUUUCCUGUGGAAAACCGGCCCCAGGCACACGGACGCUUACAAAAAGAGAUGGUUUACAUUGGACGGCAGAAAGCUAAUGUAUCACGACGAUCCCAUGGAUGCGCAUCCAAAGGGCGAAAUCUUCUUGGGACAUAGUUCCGAGGGUUUCGCCGUGAAAACGGGCGUACCGCCGGGCGCGAGGGACCAAGGAUUCUCGUUCACCCUUGAGACACCCGACAGAACUUACUUGCUCUCUGCGCAAAGCGACGACGAUAGGUCGCAGUGGAUCAACGUGAUCCAAAAAGUAAUUGAUAAACCACUAACGCCACAGGACGCGAGCGUAGCGGCGAGACUCGUAAGAAAGCGCACAGCCAGUGGCUCGAUGAAUAUAUUUUCGUCUACGAGAUAGGGCUGGAUUCCUCUUAGACGUCUUUCUUAAUUCUCAUUCACCGGUAAUACCGUACGAUCGAAUCGUAUUGUCGAGAUAUAGAAAAAUAUAUGACUCAGCACGCGCGCGAGAUGCGCAUGGCUAUGUCCGGAGCUAUUAUUUACUCAUCCAAGUGCUGUCGCCGUUGAGUCAUGUAUUUACUCAUAUACCUGCGCACGGUAAUGUAGCUUACAUAGAAUAACGCAUAAGACUGCUCGAAGAUUGUUGACGCGGGCGAAAAGAAAAUCAGUGAAAAGCACACAACCGCGCUCCUCGAUGACACUUUUGCGUUGCGAAGAUGCUUGUGUGUCGCUUUACUGUCUAAACCGAGGUUUUAGGCGGUAUCGUAACAAUACUAUAUACAAGGGAUUUUUACUUAGCAAUAACGUUGCGUGUGAUACUUGUCUCUGACAGUAUAACGUUCGGAGCGCACCGACCGAGGUAAACUCUCUUCCAGAAAUUUAGUUUAAUCUAUCGAACUAGCGAGACUGGUUUAGAAUAGAGACCUUUUUAAACGUUCAAAUUUGUCAAUGAUGAUUCGCAGUAUUCUCUUCUUCUCUUUUUUCUUUUAUUCUCUCUCUCUCUCUCUUUCUUAAUCUUUUUAAUCUUUUUCUCAACCCCAGUUGUGAUUUAUUUAAACUUCCACGAUCGAUAUAAGGCCGCAAGAGUGAAAGCGAUACACUGUACAUAAACAAUAAAUUCUGAGGGCCUAUCA
Molecule: messenger RNA, 2054 nt
Organism: Odontomachus brunneus
Lineage: Eukaryota; Metazoa; Arthropoda; Insecta; Hymenoptera; Formicidae
Product: arf-GAP with dual PH domain-containing protein 1-like
Exons: 6
Coding region: 134-1321 (395 amino acids)
Biological process (GO): positive regulation of GTPase activity
Cellular component (GO): plasma membrane; intracellular membrane-bounded organelle
Molecular function (GO): phosphatidylinositol bisphosphate binding; GTPase activator activity
Source: RefSeq, a predicted model, not a curated record